AUGAGCGAGGAGAGCAAGAAAGAUGAGGGCCUGACGAUAAAGUUCGAUCGCGAAGGUUCAAGACCGGGCAAGGACUACGAGCGAUGGGGCUUGGUGGGGAAUGUGAUAUCCCAGACUUUGGAUGAGAAGCUCUCUCAAGCUACCUAUGAACGUCUGGGGCGAGUGCUGGAUCAGGUCUUCGACAUGCGCAUCGAGAAGGGUGACGGCGAGGGCGCGACAGCCUACCAUGUGGAGAAAGAUUACCAGGGGCUCGAGGAAGAGGACUAUGAGCCUGAGGAGGAAGGACUUCGACGUGUUCUUUGCAGAAGCGAGACGACGGUGGUAGAGCCGCCUGAUGAGGCGAGUGCCUUGCAGUAUGGGAGUGAAGGCAUGGAGGUGGAAUCGGUGCAUUUGGAUGAGGACAUCAUUGUGAAUGAUGGAACGACAGAAAAGCUGAAGUACAGCAACGCACCAGUCACUGAGACCGGGAGGCUCACUAGCACCAACAGUUUCAGGGGCCGUAUUGUGAACGUCUACGGUGGUUUCGGCUUCUUGAAGCAGCUUGGUGAUGCCGAUGCACAAGACAUUUUCUUCAGAGCUGCAGAUGUGAUAGGAGGGGUGUAA
Messenger RNA from Durusdinium trenchii, 603 nucleotides. Lineage: Eukaryota; Dinophyceae; Suessiales; Symbiodiniaceae. The record is from the annotation of a GenBank genome assembly.